Symbiodinium sp. CCMP2592 is the source of this 2295-nucleotide messenger RNA. The record is from the annotation of a GenBank genome assembly. Lineage: Eukaryota; Dinophyceae; Suessiales; Symbiodiniaceae.
AUGGGCGUUCCGACCUUUUUCAGAUGGAUCUGCGUCCGGUACCCCAAAGUCAUUCGAGACACCAUCGAGCGAGAGCCGGUGGAGAUGGACGGCCGAAUGGUGCCAGUGGACCUAGACGAGGAUGCACCGAACGGCGAUUUCGACAAUCUGUACUUGGACAUGAACGGAAUCAUCCAUCCCUGCUGCCAUCCCGAAGACGGGCCGGCACCAGAGGACGAGGAGCAUAUGUACGAGAACAUCUUCCUUUAUCUUGAUCGCCUUUUCCGGAUCGUCAGGCCAAAGCGGCUCGUCUACAUGGCGAUUGAUGGUGUCGCGCCGCGUGCCAAAAUGAACCAGCAGCGUGCUCGUCGAUUCCGGGCUGCACAGGAGCGGGAGGAAAUGGAGCGAGAACAGGAAAGGCUCCGACAAGACUGGGAGGCAGAAGGGCGAACACUUCCCAACAGAACAUCGGGAAAGGUCUUCGACUCUAAUGUCAUCACUCCUGGAACGAACUUCCUGCACAAAAUGUCGGAGGCUAUCCGAUACUACAUUCACGACCGCACAACAAACGAUCCACUCUGGCAAAAGCUGAAGUUUCGCGUCAUCCUCUCUGAUGCAAACGUGCCAAGCGAGGGCGAGCAUAAAAUCAUGGAGUUCAUUCGACUGCAGCGGGCGCAACCGGACUACGAUCCGAACACCAGGCACUGCCUGUAUGGUGCCGAUGCCGAUCUCAUCAUGCUGGGCUUGGCCACCCAUGAGGCACACUUCUCCAUCAUUCGGGAGGUUGUGAUCCCAAAGGCGGAAAAGAAGUGCACCCUUUGCGGAGGCACCGGCCACGUUGCUUCGGAGUGCACCGGCGACGGGGAUGACAUGGACGACAGCAUUGCCAUCCAGAAGCCCUUCCAAAUCGUUUCCUUGCCUGUUUUGCGCCAAUACCUUCAGCUGCAGUUCGCAGAGCUCGUCAAUCGUAUGCCAGAAACUCUAUUAUAUGAUUUCGAGAGGUGUGUUGACGACUUUGUCUUCAUGUGCUUCUUCGUAGGCAACGACUUUUUGCCGCAUCUGCCAUCCUUGAGCAUCAGGGACGGCAGCAUAGACCAAAUGAUCGCGCUCUAUGCCCUUUGCUUGAAAGCGCACGGCUUGUCGAUCGAGGUGGCCCACCACGUAGGCCUCCGCGAGGAAGACGAUGAGGAGGAGUGGGCACGCAUACUAGCCAGGGGGCCCGGCACGCCCAAGGGCGCCAGGAUGGGACCGGCAGCAGCGCAGGGGGGGAUCCCGGGACGCGACUGUCUCGGUCCGCCGCCCAAAAGACGCCGCUACCUGAACUAUGUGACAAUAGCUCGAGUGCGUCUACAAGACCUUUCUGAAGAAGACGGGGAGAACGGCUUCAACCAGCACCAGAUCCGGGCCGACCUGGAGACGAUCCUGCAGUACCUGGACAAGGCCACCAGAGUCCUGGAGGAGAUGACCCGAGGACAGGGGGGCUGCCAAAUCAGCUCCAGCUACGAAGGCCUGAGCCAGGCCGGGGCAGCAGUGGAGACAGCACUGGGGCAAGCAGUUCAGGGGGAUCUGGAUUGGAUGUCGCCAAGCUGGGGACAGACGAUGGGACUCCUACUUGAAGAAGCCGAACAGCUCCAUGAGGAACUGGGGGUGCUCAAUUUCGUGCACCCUGCAGACGUGCGGGGACUCGACGAAGGUGGCGUCGAAACCCCACCGUGCCGCCAGGGAGCCGUCGGAGACCAACUCAGAGCCAUUGUACGGGACCUACGGGGGAUUGUGCCCUUUCUGGCGGAAGACGGGGAACAAGUGACGGCAGCGCUGGCAGCAGUGACAGCGAUCAUGGACAACCCCAUUGAAGUGGAUACACAAACCACUGAAGGGGGCAGCCAAGGGAUGACACUCUUUGGCCCGACAGAGAGUGCAGACCACAUGGGGGAAGAGAGGCCGACGCCCUUCUCCCAACAAGCCACAGUGCCAUGGGUACCGCCGUUGCACAUGGAACAAUGGAAUGGCAGUAUCCCAGAAGAUGACCGCGGUGACAUGGGCCCCAGCCAACCAACAGAGCCUACAGAGGGGGAACCAACAGAUGCCGAGCUGGUGGCCAUCAUGGAAGACCUCGAAAGACAAGAGGAAGCGGAAAUGAGAGCAGCCGCGGCGGCCCAAGCCAGCCACGACGGGGACCAAGCUGGGGACACAGCGCUGGACCCGGAAGACGAAGCACCACAAGGGGGACUAGUGAGAGCCAGCAGCCAUAGAAGACGUAGAAUGCAUGCCCUGCUGUACGAUGACCAAGGGGGAUUCAGACACCCAGAUGUGUAG